This is a messenger RNA of Closterium sp. NIES-65, 1734 nucleotides long. The record is from the annotation of a GenBank genome assembly. NCBI's taxonomy places the organism in Eukaryota, Viridiplantae, Streptophyta, Zygnematophyceae, Desmidiales, Closteriaceae.
AUGACGAGGUUUGAACGGGGAGUGUGGAGUCGCGCGGCUGCAGCUGCGCCAGAGGAGGACUCGCAGGAAGAGGAAAAGCCGGGGGCCGAGAGGCAGCGGGAGGAGAGGCAGGGGGAGGGGAUGCAGGGAGAGGGGUUCGGGGUGAGGGCUGAUGAGAGGAGAGAAGCUGAGAGGGACGGUACCGAGGCUGGACGGAUGGAGGCUGGAAGAAGGGAGGCCCGUGAAAGAACGGGAGGGAUGCAAGGGGUGGUGGUUAACAGGGGCCGAGGGAACAUCGUCAUCCCAACAGGUAAAGUAGCCCUUGCAUUCCUCCCACCCUCACGGCGUUCGGGUCUCACCAUUGACUGCUGCGCUUGUGCUAUUCCUGCUGGUGCAUGCGUUCCUUUCUUCCUCCACAUCCCCUUACGUGGCUGCUUGUUAUCUGGAUGCCUUCUCUUCCUUCUCUUCCCCUAUCGUUUCGCGCGUGCGCGUGGUGCUCGUGGUGCUCUUCAUUCUUCUCCGCAUCACCGGGCGUUGAGAAGCCCUUGCAGUACGUGCAGCGGCAGCAGCUGGCGAUCAUUCCCAGCCAAAUACCCCCACCACUGCCUUACCUUGUCCCACCCUUGGUCUCCCAUCCACUUGGUGAUUCUCCUUCCGUCGCUCCUUGUUUCUCCUGACUUUCCCCACCACACAGAGCGCUGGCAGUAUGUGCAGCGGCAGCUGGCGAUCAUUCGCAGCCAAAUACCGCCACCGACGCUCAAAUCGCCCCCUGCACCACCGCAGUUAGCGUGGCAAAAAGCAGCACCACCAGCAUCAGCGUCAGUCAAUGGGAGAGUGUUCGAGGCAGCAGAAACGCGUCUAGGGAGAGAUAGUACUCCAGAAGUCUCUCCUUUCAGAAAUUUAGGGCUGCUUCGUCCUGAACAACCAGCGCUGAUCAUACCACCAACGGGAAACGCAGCAACACUGAUAACAGGACAGCAGGAUGCAUUGAAUCUGGACAAGGGCGGCGAGGAGCAGCGCACAGACGAGUGGUACGCACUCAGAGCCAACCGGCUGACAGCCAGCGCGUUUGAGAAGGCAGUGGGGUUGUUUCCGGGGGGGCGGCAGCAGCUGUGGGAGGAGAAGCUGGGGCUGAGAGCGCCGUUUGCCGGGAAUGAGGCGACAGCAUGGGGGCAGGGGAAGGAGGAGGAGGCUCUGCGGGAGUAUGCGCGGAUGACAGGCGGCUACGUGGAGCACAGGGCGUUCCAGAUCUACAAGCACGGAGAUCCGGCCUUCUCUUGGCUCGGUGCUUCCCCCGACGGACUCCUCCCCUCCGACUCUCUCUCCCUUCACUCCUCCCCCCACUCGCCUGGUGUUCUCGAAAUCAAGUGCCCCUGGAACCGCGGUUUACCGCUCUCCGCCGCUCCGUACCCCUCCGUACCGGUCUACUACAUGCCGCAGAUUCAAGGCCUGCUUGAAAUAUUCGACCGCGAUUGGCUGGAUUUUUUCGUGUGGACAAAAAUGGGUGGCAGUGCACUGUUCAGGGUGGAAAGAGACAAGAAGUACUGGGAAUUACUGUUCACGGCAUUAGAGGAGUUCUGGUGGGUGCAUUUGGUGCCUGCCAAGGAAGCCUUGACACAAGGGCAAAAGGAGGAGGAUGUGAGGGGGAGGUUUUAUCCAGGGCAGGCGCAUGUGCUGAUGAAGGAGAUAAAGACGAGAAGCGAGCAAAUCUCAAAGGGGUGCAGAGUGGUUCUGAGGAGUGAUGCAGUAAAGUAA